Macrosiphum euphorbiae (potato aphid) is the source of this 432-nucleotide messenger RNA. The record is from the annotation of a GenBank genome assembly. Lineage: Eukaryota; Metazoa; Arthropoda; Insecta; Hemiptera; Aphididae.
AUGCCCCAUUCAAUUUUUGGUGAACUAACGAAGCCUGAAGUGGAAAUUAUAAAGUUCAAAUGCAGUUGCAAAGCAGGAGCUUCUGAGUGCUGUAAGCACGUUGUUGCAAUACUUUUGUUUAUUAACAGGUCAAGAUUCAUAGCUGCUGCACCAACUUCAGCAAUUGCUCUUCAUUCCUUGGGUCGUAAUUUGCCAACUAACCAAUCAUCAGUGAUAUUGGCAGAAAACACACAGCUGUCCAGGUUGAAUGUGUCAUUGCAUCCUUUAUCAGUGUAUUUGCAAAACUACCCAGUCAUGAAUAUGGGUGAUUGUUGCAAGGAAUCAUUUUCUAAGUUAUCAACUGAUUUUUAUGAAGUAUUAUAUCGAUCUCAAAAAGACAAAUCUUUUUGGGACCAUUGUCGGCAGUACAGAACCACAGGAAGUCGAUGCUAG